Microthlaspi erraticum is the source of this 1275-nucleotide messenger RNA. NCBI's taxonomy places the organism in Eukaryota, Viridiplantae, Streptophyta, Magnoliopsida, Brassicales, Brassicaceae. The record is from the annotation of a GenBank genome assembly.
AUGAAGAAGAGCGACGAAACGCAAGAAGACUCGCUUGAUCAACAAGAAAGUCGUCGUCAUCUUCACCAAAUCCUCUUAUCGAAGAUAUUCAAAUCUCACAGAUUCUUCCAAACCCUCGUCUUGUACUCGUUCCUUAUAGGUUUCGGAUUCGGACUCGGCUUCAUGCUCAACUUCCACAUCAGAAACGUCUCUUUCGGUCCCCAAAUCUUUCGUCUAGCUUCUCUUUCCUCCACCUCCUCUUCUUCUUCCUUCUCUCCACCGCUUCAACCGCCGCCAGAAAAAUGCGUUUCCGUAAAAGAAGGGUCGAUUGCGACUGAUCAUGACGACGACGAAGCGCUGAAGGGUUAUUCUCUGACGGAGCCGGAGAACGUGAUGCAUAACAUGACGGAGGAGGAGCUCAUGCGUCGUGCGGCGUCGUCGACGAAGAUUCAAGAAACGCCGUUGAAGAUGACGAAGAAAGUGGCGUUUAUGUUCUUGACGAGAGGGAAGCUUCCUUUGGCUAAACUGUGGGAGAGAUUUUUCCAAGGCCAUCAAGGUCUUUUCUCCGUUUACAUUCAUACGAGUGACCCGUAUUACGUUGACGACGAUGUUCCCGAGACGUCGCCGUUUUAUCGCCGGAGAAUUCCUAGCAAGGAAGUGGAAUGGGGAAUGGUGAGCAUGGUGGAGGCUGAGCGGCGUCUAAUAGCCAACGCUCUACUCAACGUCGCAAACCACCGCUUCGUCCUCCUCUCGGAGUCGGACAUUCCUCUCUUCAACUUCUCCACCAUUUACUCCUACCUCAUAAACUCUCAACACUCUUACGUUGACCUCUACGACCUUCCCGGACCAGCCGGUCGCGGCCGUUACAACCGCCGUAUGUCCCCACUCAUCAACCGUCGCAACUGGCGAAAAGGUUCUCAGUGGUUUGAAAUCGACCGUGAAGUAGCUUCAGCGGUCGCCGCGGACACCACUUACUUCCCUCUUUUCAAGAAACAUUGCCGUUGGGGUUGUUACGCAGACGAGCAUUACUUGCCGACGUUUGUCCACGUCAUGUUUCCGGGGAAGAACGCGAACAGGUCGCUGACGUGGACGGAUUGGUCACGGAGAGGCCCGCAUCCGAGGAAGUACACGCGGCGGUUUUUGACGGCGCAGUUUUUUGGGAGGUUGAGGAAUAGAGAAGAAGGGUGUGUGUAUAAUGGGAAGAAGAGCAAGCAGUGUUACUUGUUCGCUAGGAAAUUCGAUGAUGGUUCUUUAGAUAGGUUGAUUCAUUUUGGUCAAAAGAUUAUGGGAUUUUAG